Messenger RNA from Perognathus longimembris pacificus (Pacific pocket mouse), 3444 nucleotides. RefSeq names its product ETS variant transcription factor 1 (gene Etv1). The record is from RefSeq and is a predicted model, not a curated record. The transcript has 13 exons. NCBI's taxonomy places the organism in Eukaryota, Metazoa, Chordata, Mammalia, Rodentia, Heteromyidae. Bases 397 to 1830 code for a protein of 477 amino acids. Gene Ontology annotation, molecular function: DNA-binding transcription factor activity, RNA polymerase II-specific; sequence-specific DNA binding. Gene Ontology annotation, biological process: regulation of transcription by RNA polymerase II; cell differentiation. Gene Ontology annotation, cellular component: nucleus.
UCAGACCUUGCGCUGCAGGGAGAGCCCUGGCUGUGGUCGAGGGGCGCAGGAGACCCGAGGGAAGGGGCAGCCAGCCGCCUGAUUGACAGCCCGAAAUCUGAUACUGUGAAAGAGACGUGGAGCCAAUGGGAGGCAGCGAUCCAUCAGUUUGGAUUGGAGGCCCCUGGAGGAGAAGUAGAGGAAAAACCACCGAAUUGAGCUCUGUCAGAGGCGCUUUCGGCUUCCAAGGGGAAGUGCUGGGCAAUAAUUAAUGUUUUUAUUAAAUUUGGAGGGAAUUUUUUGCAGCCGUUCUCCUAGCGUGGCCUUCAGGUUGCUAGAAGUCCAGAUCCCGAGGAAAUCUCCAGCUAAAUGCUCAAAAUAUAAAACACUGAGCUAAUAUUUGCGAAGAGCAGCAGAAUGGAUGGAUUUUAUGACCAGCAAGUGCCUUACGUGGUCACCCCUAGUCAGCGUGGGAGAAAUUGUAACGAGAAACCAACAAAUGUCAGGAAAAGAAAAUUCAUUAACAGAGAUCUGGCUCAUGACUCAGAAGAACUGUUUCAAGAUCUAAGUCAAUUACAGGAAACAUGGCUUGCAGAAGCUCAGGUACCUGACAACGAUGAGCAGUUUGUGCCAGACUAUCAAGCUGAAAGUUUGGCUUUUCAUGGCCUGCCACUGAAAAUCAAGAAAGAACCCCACAGUCCGUGUUCAGAACUCAGCUCUGCCUGCAGUCAAGAGCAGCCCUUUAAAUUCAGCUAUGGAGAAAAGUGCCUGUACAAUGUCAGUGCCUAUGAUCAGAAGCCACAAGUGGGAAUGAGGCCCUCCAACCCCCCAACACCAUCCAGUACUCCAGUGUCCCCCCUACAUCAUGCAUCUCCAAACUCAACACACACUCCGAAACCUGACCGGGCCUUUCCAGCUCACCUCCCUCCAUCGCAGUCUAUUCCAGACAGCAGCUACCCCAUGGACCACAGAUUUCGCCGCCAGCUUUCUGAACCUUGUAACUCCUUUCCUCCUUUGCCGACAAUGCCAAGGGAAGGACGUCCUAUGUACCAACGCCAGAUGUCUGAGCCAAACAUUCCCUUCCCACCACAAGGCUUUAAGCAGGAGUACCACGACCCAGUAUAUGAACAUAACACCAUGGUUGGCGGUGCGUCCAGCCAAAGCUUUCCCCCUCCUCUGAUGAUUAAACAGGAACCCAGAGAUUUUGCAUAUGAUUCAGAAGUGCCUAGCUGCCACUCAAUUUAUAUGAGGCAAGAAGGCUUCCUGGCUCAUCCCAGCAGAACAGAAGGCUGUAUGUUUGAAAAGGGACCCAGGCAGUUUUAUGAUGACACCUGUAUUGUCCCAGAGAAAUUCGAUGGAGACAUCAAACAAGAGCCAGGAAUGUAUCGAGAAGGACCCACAUACCAGCGACGGGGGUCACUUCAGCUCUGGCAGUUUUUGGUAGCUCUUCUGGAUGACCCUUCAAAUUCUCAUUUCAUUGCCUGGACUGGUCGUGGCAUGGAAUUUAAGUUGAUUGAGCCUGAAGAGGUGGCCAGGCGUUGGGGCAUUCAGAAAAACAGGCCAGCUAUGAACUAUGAUAAACUUAGCCGUUCACUUCGCUAUUAUUAUGAAAAGGGAAUCAUGCAAAAGGUGGCUGGAGAGAGAUAUGUCUACAAAUUUGUGUGUGAUCCAGAAGCCCUGUUCUCCAUGGCCUUUCCAGAUAACCAGCGCCCACUGCUGAAGACAGACAUGGAACGUCACAUCAAUGAGGAGGAUACCGUGCCUCUGUCUCACUUUGAUGAGAGCAUGGCAUACAUGCCGGAGGGGGGCUGUUGCAACCCGCACCCCUACAAUGAAGGCUAUGUGUACUAGCACAAGUGACAGUCGAGCAGGGCGGCCCUCCUCGUGCUUUUCCUCUGUCUGCAAGAUGCAGAGAAUCACUGAAUUCUCUUUAAUCUCUGUUUUAUUUUUGUCGUUUGUAUUUUAUUUUUUAAAAUAAUAAUACAGAAAAGGGGCUUUUCCUGUUACAUUAUUCUAUGGUCUGUUAUGGACUGCGCACUUUAUUUGUGGGUGGGUGGGAGGAUUCUAAACAUUUAUUCUGGGUAACAGGAAGACAAUGGGUGAAUAGGUAGGGGAUGUGGUGAUUCUUUUUACUUAGGCUGGGGAUGGGGGUCCUACAGGUUUUAAGUAUGAUGAAGCUCUAUCAUGUCUAUUUGAUUUCAUAAUAACAUAAGAUAAUGUUCAUUUUCUCUGGGUACCUAUGGUACAGCUAAUUAUCACAUAUGUAAAUAUCCACUUGGAGACUAUUUGCCUUGGGCAUUCUUUCUCCCAUCAUUAAUGAGUCUCUGCAGGUGUACAAAAAAAAUCUACUGUAAAUGACAGUUUAAUUGUUAGAAAUGACUGUUUUUGCACCUCUUGUAAAAAAAAAAAGGUAUUUAGUGACUGCAUUUGUCAUUUUUAUUUUGUUUUGAUUGCUUUCUCUAUGACUUGCAGAAGAUAAUCGUUAAAAUGGCUCAUUUCUCUUUGAAGUUGCAUAUUUACCAUGAUUGUACAUGAGGGGAGACCCAACACAAAGUUGGACUGUGGCUUCUGAGUCACAGGCCAAUAUUAGCAUUACAAUGAUCUAAUGCCACCUUACUGUUUAUGUACAAAUCAUAUUGUCUUUUAGAUAUUUUGCAACCCAUUUCAGUUAAGUACUAUAUGUCAUGGUCCUUUGUAAUCUUGAGUUAAAUGUGAAAUCUGGAAUCACAAUGAAGAAAAAAAAACCCCUGUCUCCUUUCAGUUUCUUCAGUGCAUACAUACAUUACUUAACCAAUAAGAAUUAACUGUACUAAAUCACCUAUUAUGCUGUUCUCCUUACAGCAAGCACUCUUUAAGAAAAAUAUCCACUACACUAAAUAGGUACUAUAGUAAUUUUUAGACAUGGUACCCAUUGAUAUGCAUUUAAACGUUUUACUACUGUGUUAUGUUGAUAACAUAUAUAAAUAUUAGAUAAUGCUAAUGCUUCUGCUGCUGUCUUUUCUGUAAUAUUCUCUUCCAUGCUGAAUUUACUAUGACCGUUUAUAAGCAAUGCAGAUAUAACUACAGAUAGCAUUUCAAGACAAAAUAGAUGACUCAAACCAUUUAUUGCUUAAAAAAAUAGCUUAUGCUGUGCUAUGCUAUAAAGCAGCUUUUCUGCACAUUGACGAAUGAAGAGUAAGCUUCAGCUUGCUAAGGGAAACUGUGGAAAAGUUUUUGAUGUUGGCAAAAUAGAAAAUUCUUUACAAAGUGUUCAAGGACAUGAGCAAGUUGCUAUGUGCCAUAGUGUUGACACUGACCAUGAUCUGUCAUCUCAUUUGGGACAUUCCUGUAAAUGCGAUUGUGUUGUUUGAGAGAAGAUGUAAAGAUCUGGAGUUUCAAAGAUUUCUUUCUUUGUUUUUGUUUUCCAUUCGGGGAAAAUAUUGAAAGCAGGAGUUGUUGCAUUCACUGUGAAAUAAACAACAACAA